CUGUCUGUCUGUCUGUCUGUCCAGGGGGUCUACAUUGCAGGCCUGGGCUCCUUCACCUUCUCUCAGCAGAAGCUGGACGUAGGCAAUAAGUUUGUUUUGAUCCAGCGACCCAUCUUCCUGCUCUCUGAGAAGCUGUCCCAGUCACACGGCCUCAAGCAGGUCAAACCGCUGUCUGCAGCAGGGGACGUGCCACUAGUCCAGCUCAACUUCACAGCCCUGUCUGUGGAGAGCCCGUUUGAGCGUCACGUGGUGGAGGGCUGUGUGAGAGAGACUCUGCUGGUGUUGCUGAGAGCCGUGGCCGCCGGCCGCUCAGUCCUCUUCACCUUCCACGCCAUCGGAGAGCUGUUGUUCUGCCAGAGCAAAGUCAAGAUGAAGUUCUACCACGACUUUGUCACCGCCUUGGACGGCAGUGGGAGGCUGCUCUUGGCGCUCUCCAAUAGACCUGGCACCAGCAACUCUGUCCUGUUUGAGAGAUCCAGCAUAACAGGGACCAGCAACACCAUCAUCCUCCCCAGGAUCUCUUCCGAACAGGGGGGGAAGGACUGGGGAGAAGAGGCCCUGGCCCAGGUCCAGACAGACUCAGACAGGAAGGAGAAGAAUAGAGAAUCCCUGGUGACUUCACAGUCCAGAUCCAGACACACCCUGCACCCAGCCAAGGUCAACGGGAUCAGUCUCACUGAUGACCUGGAGCCCAGACCUCCAGCGGAGACCAACACUGACAGGUCCACAGUGUCUAUCCUACCACUGGAGGGCGCUGCUCUGAAGGAGGGGAAGGUGAAGAGGGGGGACUCUCACCUGGACAUGCCCUGUGUCAACCACAACAGGGCUGGACAGGAGUUGUGUUACCUGUGCAUGCAGCGGGCCCAGCGUAACAUCCCCCACUACCUGGCAGAGGAGAGGCUGACGGAACAGCAGGAGGAGGAGAGGGUGUUACAGUUCAACGAGCAGCGCAGAGACCAGUACUACCUACAGAGGCAGCAGGCGGACCGUCUGGAGAUACGUGAGAACAACCAGAAGGUGGCAGCGUUCAACCUGGCAGUGUCUGAAGCCAUGAAGGCGAAGAAGGUUGCUCGCUCCUCCCACUUCCAUGGUUCGUACAUCUUCAGGGGCCGUCCCCUCACCCCUCCCAGGGUUCAUAAGCAGCGCGGCUACAUGCAGGAUCUGCGGGCCCAGGCGGAGUGGAGGAAGGGCCAGGUCAGCCAGACUCAGCAGGAACAGGAGCUCAUCGACCUGCUACAACAGGUCCAGCUGGCACAGGAAAUCGCCUUGCAAAAGUCCCAGCAGCUCCACCUGAGACAGAAGAACACUAGCUGCUACAAGAAAGCCCUGGAUAUACAGGUGGAGUACCAGGGCUCGGGCCUCCCAGCGCGCCUGCCCGACUCGGACGGCCCUGUGUUUGGCCAGCUGGACUGUACCCCUGCUGGGCUGUCAGAGCAGAAGCAGCGGGCGGAGAAGGUCUACCAGGAACAGCUGACCACGGCUAAUAACAAGAGAAAAGAGCUGCUCCUUAACCGCAGCACCAAACAGAAGAACGAGAGAGAGAUGCUCAACAGGAACAGGAAGGAACUGAUAAACGACCACAUCAACCGCUUUGAGAAGCUGCGUAACCUGAGGGCCUCGUUGGAGGACACCUGGAGACGCAGCGCCGACCUGAAACGCCACCGAGACAGAGAGGAGAAGGAAUUCAUCAAGUCUGGGAGCAGUCUUCUGAUUGACCAGUGUGAGCAGUACCGCCGCUGUUACCAGUGCAAGAGGAAGACAGAGAACUGUGGAGAGACAAACAUCUGGAAAGAGUCUCACUACAUCCCUGGCUCUCGCCUCAUGGUGUAGACCGCUGAAACCUGGUCUCAGAGCAAACGUAGCCAUGCCACUCCAUUUAGUAUGAUAUGUUACUUUACAUUAUAUUACAUUACAUUGGCUUACCAACGUACGAGCGGUCGUACAAUAUAAUACGAAUUGUAGGACGUAUCCUACGUCUUGAUCGCACCAGUAUCGUUUAGUAUGAUUUAUCACAGUCGACUGCUUUAGUUUGAUAUAUCACACUCAACUGCUUUAGUAUGAUUUAUCACACUCAACUGCUUUAGUGUGAUAUUUCACACUCGACUGCUUUAGUAUGAUAUAUCACACUCAACUGCUUUAGUAUGAUAUAUCACACUCGACUGCUUUAGUAUGAUAUAUCACACGCAACUGCUUUAGUAUGAUAUAUCACACUCAACUGCUUCAGUAUGAUAUAUCACACUCAACUGCUUUAGUAUGAUAUAUCACACUCAACUGCUUCAGUAUGAUAUAUCACACUCAACUGCUUUAGUUUGAUAUAUCACACUCAACUGCUUCAGUAUGAUAUAUCACACUCAACUGCUUUAGUUUGAUUAGGUUAGGAGUUAAGUUAAAAGGUUUGGGGAAGGGUUAGCUAGCAUGCUAAGUAGUUGCAAAGUACCUAAAACGUAGUAAGUACCUGCAAAGCUGCUAAAAUGCUAAAGUAGUCUGUGAUUAGUUUGAAAUAUGUAUUCUUUGGCUUGCUAAACGUUUGCUCUGCCUUAAGUAACCUACUGUCAUACCAACGUAACAUAUCAUACUCAUUUGAGUGUCCCUGGAUUUACAUAUGCCAAAAAGGAGAUGUUCUAUUGGAGUGACAUGGAUUUUAGCAAAAUAUAAAAUAUGUUCUGAGACCAGUCUGGUAGAACGCAUGAUGUGGAACCGCAACAGAGCUGGGGUCAAUUCCAUGUCAAUUCCAUUUCAAUUCCAGUCAAUUCCAUUUCAAUUCCAUUUCAAUUCCAUUUCAAUUCCAUUUCAAUCCAGUCAAUUCCAUUUCAAUUCCAGUCAAUUCCAUUUCAAUUCCAGUCAAUUUCGGAAAGUAAAUCAAAUUUCAAUCAAUUUUCCUCAUUGAAAAGCAUCGUAGAUAAUUGGAGUUGGAAUUUCAGUGUACUUCCUGAAUUGACUGGAAUUUAAAAAGAAUUGACUCCAACCCUGAACAAUCCUCAGAAGACUACAAAUCUUAGACUUAAUCCUAUAAAUAAACACCAGUCUGUGAAGGAUAAUACUUGAA
Oncorhynchus tshawytscha (Chinook salmon) is the source of this 3046-nucleotide messenger RNA. Its product is annotated as coiled-coil domain-containing protein 81-like. Bases 370 to 1830 code for a protein of 486 amino acids. The record is from RefSeq and is a predicted model, not a curated record. Gene Ontology annotation, cellular component: centrosome. Lineage: Eukaryota; Metazoa; Chordata; Actinopteri; Salmoniformes; Salmonidae. The transcript has 12 exons.